AUGAGGACGGUGCUGGUGCUGCUCGGGGCGGCAUCCGCGGCCGUUGCCCUGCCGUUCACGUUCCCCGGACAGGCGGCGGGUAACGCCCAGGGUUCCGUGACCCUGGGGGAGAGUGUCGGUCCCCAGGGGACCCAGCACCUCUCUCAGACCUCCUCUGUGGCCAAAGGCAAGAGCGUGGGUGGCGCUCCCAAUUUCAGCUCUGCCCAGGCCAGCAGCGGUAAGGGUGCUGACGGAGCCCGGUUCGCCAACACGGCCUCCACCUCCCUGCAGCCGGGAGGUUUCGGCACCUUCCCCGGCUUCGGUCUCGGCUUCGGAGGCUCCCCGUUCGGAGGAGGAUUUGGAGGACUGGGAGGAGGAUUUGGAGGAGUGGGCCAGGCUUCCGGUACCGCUCAGGGUACGGUGUCAGAGGCACAGAGCUUUGGACCGAACGGAGGAUUCACACAGAUCGUCAACACCGGAUCCAGUGCAGGGGGUACGAGCGUGAACGGUGCUCCCAGCAUCAGCAACUCCCACGCCAGUAACGUACAGGGUCCCGGCGGCAUCAGUCAGUCCAACACGGGCGCCUCUUCUGUCCAGCCAGAGUUUGGAGCCGGUCUCUUCGGAUCGCCCUAUGGUGGCUUCAUGAGUGGGUUCAGCAGCCUUCAUUAGUGCAAAUUGUUUUUUGUUUGGGUGGGAAUCGUGUGUACCGUCUAUCGAGCUAUUCUACCGAUGAUCUUGAGAGUUUGUGAAUCACAAAUGCAUAUCACGAGUGGGAGUAUGAGGACAAUGCAUAGGCAAUAGGCAUAUUAUAUAGAUAUGUGAAAUAAUUUCAACCUCCGUGAAGACCGAUGCAUUUUUGAACCAAAACAGUUCCUUAGGUCUUUUUUUUUAAAUGAGUCGUGGGUGAUGUUACCUUUGACGACCAAUACAUGGCGAGAUGGAA
Molecule: messenger RNA, 922 nt
Organism: Amphibalanus amphitrite
Lineage: Eukaryota; Metazoa; Arthropoda; Thecostraca; Balanomorpha; Balanidae
Product: keratin, type II cytoskeletal 3-like
Exons: 3
Coding region: 1-648 (215 amino acids)
Source: RefSeq, a predicted model, not a curated record